Hippocampus zosterae (dwarf seahorse) is the source of this 3296-nucleotide messenger RNA. It is a transcript of the gene mboat1, whose product is annotated as membrane bound O-acyltransferase domain containing 1. Gene Ontology annotation, biological process: lipid modification. Bases 233 to 1747 code for a protein of 504 amino acids. Gene Ontology annotation, cellular component: membrane. The transcript has 13 exons. The record is from RefSeq and is a predicted model, not a curated record. Gene Ontology annotation, molecular function: acyltransferase activity. Lineage: Eukaryota; Metazoa; Chordata; Actinopteri; Syngnathiformes; Syngnathidae.
CCAGCAGUUAUGCCAGUUGUAGUUGUGGAGUGAACCAGAGGGCGGUGGAGGAGGAAGGACCAAGAUACCGGGCGUGCUUGACUUGGACUUCACCAAACUGUGGACUGGUUUGACUUGUCACGGGAUCUAUUUUUGGAGGAGCGAUGUAUUUCAGUUAACAAAAGUAGGUACUGCCUCGUUUAGAAAAAGGCAAAAAAAAGACGCGUCGUCUACACACAAGUUGUUGUUUAGGAUGGGCGAGCGCAUGGACAAUCACAGUGCGAUUCAAACCACUGGUUCUCAGUGGCUGCUGCCUGUUAGUGAAUAUUGGGGAUUUCCUCUUGCACUGGUGAACUUUUUGGCGUGUCAGCUGUUUGCUCUGUCGUCUGCCUUCUGGUUUCGUCUCUACCUCAGUCAUCAACACAGCAGUCCCUUGGCGAGGCACGCGGUGGCCACUCUGCUGGGCGUCACAUUAAUCAUUUUCUGCUUUGGAUGGUACUCCACUCACCUCCUGGCGGUGGUGCUUGCAAACUACCUUCUAAUCAUCCAAACUGACAUCAGCAAUGUACACAGGUAUUCCAUGGUGGUGGCGAUGGGAUACCUGAUUCUGUGCCAUGUGAGCAGAGUCUUCAUCUUUAAAUAUGGGAUACUGUCCACUGACUUCUCCGGGCCACUGAUGGUAGUUACCCAGAAGAUUACCUCACUUGCAUUCCAGCUCCAUGACGGUAUGUGUAAGAAAGCUGAAGAACUGACCUCGGAACAGAAGCUACUGGCAAUAACUGCAAGACCAUCUCUUAUCGAGUACCUGAGUUACAAUCUCAACUUUCUGAGCGUGUUGGUGGGUCCCUUUAAUAACUACAAGGACUACAUUGACUUUAUUGAGGGCACACACAUCAGUGGCAGUCUCAGGCGAAGCGCCAGCACGUCUGACAAAAAUGGCUUCCAUAAACCUCCAGACCCAUCACCUCUGAAUGCUGUCUGUCAAAAGUUGUUGGUGUGCUGUGGCUGCAUGAUCUUCUUCCUCAUCGUCACGCAGUCGCUGCCGAUAGAGUACAACAUCAACCCCCACUUUGUCAACCACGCCCCCUUCAUCACCCGUCUCACCUACGCAUUAUUUUCCAUUCAAGCUGCAAGAAUCAAAUUCUACUUUGCUUGGACAUUAGGUGAUGCCAUCAGCAACGCUGCUGGGUUUGGAUUCUCAGGGAUGGAUGAAAAUGGAAAAGCUUCCUGGAGCCUCCUCAGCAACCUGAACGCCGUGGGGGUUGAGACAGCAACCAGCUUCAAGACUUUCAUCGACAACUGGAACAUACAAACUGGAAAUUGGCUUAAAAUGGUGUGCUACGACCGAGUGCCGCGUCACCGCUUAGUCCUGACCUUCAUCUUGUCUGCGUUGUGGCACGGCGUUUACCCAGGAUACUAUUUCACCUUCUUCACCGGCAUCCUCAUGACGCUGGCAGCGCGAGCUGUACGAAAAUCGUUCCGUCCGUACUUUCUGGGCUCCAGAGGUUUAAAGCUGGGUUACGACAUCUUGACGUGGGCUUCCACCCAGAUGGCCAUCUGCUACACUGUCAUGCCCUUUCUACUCUUGGCAACUGAAUCCACCAUGGUCUACUACAGGUCCAUGUACUUCCACAUGCACAUCCUCGGCAUCCUGGCUACGAUUGUCCUGUGUCCCAAACUCACAAGCAAAGUCUCCUCAGCCGCCACACGCACGCCCUCAAACCAGUGUCUUUCUGUCCACCGUAACAACAAUGACAAAACACACUGAAGCUUCCUCUGCAUCCCUGAAAGGCUUCCAGGCUAACCAGUAUGAGGAAAGUACACUUGUGUGUUAUUUAUUCUUUUAAGACAAUCUCGUCAUUGAGUGGACAUCAUGAGCCAGAAUUGUGUUGCCAAUGAAUCUGGCAGAAGGUGUCCACGGCAUGGACUACACCGGAGGCUCUGGGUGGGAGUCAGGCCAGCGCAGUGGGAAAGUGUAGAUACACCCUCACACACACACACACACAGACACGCACUCGUUUGCGCGCGCACUCGACUCAAAUACCACAAGACAUACUCACAAGCAAGACACUAGAGGACAACUAUGCGCACUGUGGCUGUGAUGGCACACAAAGACUGCUGUUGUGUGGCUGGAGCUCUAUUACACACUGUUACCAGACACUCCCUGGUGCGUUAGCGUGUGUGUUGGUGUGUCCCAAACCAAACAAGUGAGGCCGUUUAAUAUAAAUUUAGCAUGAUGAUUAAAAUAAAUACAUUAUACAUAAAAAGCAAAUGGUGAUGAAUGCCCAAUCUAUAGCUUUAUUUGAAGCAGGGCCUUGCGAUCAUUUUAUAGGAUUGUAAGACACUAACAUGAUGCAAAAUUUGAACAGUAACUGUAACACUUCAAUACAGGAAAAAACAACUUCAAUAUUGAUUCAAUGAAAAUGUACUGAAAAGUGAAAUACAUCUGAUCUCAAGCACAUCUGUAAUCCAUACAAAAUUUGAAUUGUUAUCAUGUUUAAAUCAUAAGAAUGUACCAGAAAAUGUAGCUUUACACAAUGACUACAGAUGAAAACUCAUUUAAAAAACCAAUCCAGUUUCAUGAUAUCACGGGGUGUGUUGGGUAUUGUGUCACAAUUAACUUAAUUUAUUGGUGUUCUCAUGGGAUGAAAAUACUGUAGGUGUUGUAUUUCCCCAACGGAUUCCAAACAUCUCUCCCCUGUGGCAUGUUUGUAUUCACAUUUUGACUUUUAAAUGGAAAAACAUGUCUGUUGUGAGAAAGGUUACUAUCAAGCUAUGGCUUCCAUUUUGAGUGUACAUUAGAAUUAACGUGUAUUAAGGUCAGCGUUUAAUUCUGAAGACAUCAGCACAGGUAAAAGAAUACAUUUUGAAUUCACAAAUGUUUACAGAUUUAUUUUUAGUUAAAGAUGGCAGGAAUUGAUUAUAUAUUUAUUAUCAACUCACAAUGUUUUAAUACAGAGAGAAAAUAAAGCACAAGUGUUGCUUCAAAAAAUGUUGCCUGAGGGAGUAAAGCCCUAUUUGAAGUUCUUAUGCACAAAUGUGUUAUUGUGUGUGCUUCUUUUCAAUGGAGUAAUAAGAGUCAGUGCACAGUAUGGCUGGAUUUUAACAAUGUAAUCUGUGUGAUUUUUAUUAACUUUUUUGUAUACGAGAUCAAAUAUACCAUGAAUGUGCAUGACUUCAUUCUUUUCUUUUUUUUAACUAUACUGUAUAGAUUUUUUAAAAUUGUGUGAAAUGUAACAAAUAAAGCUUCGUGACAACUUGAAUUUUGGAACAAAUGUGUUUUAAGUCGUACAAACAAUAAAUAGCUUUAAUAGAAA